UCCUGCGGGGCCAGGGCAUGCCCUUCCCACCGGGGCCAAGCACCCGGCCUGCAGCCGUGCCCUGCCCGGCCCCCAUUCCACUGGAAGCAGGAGGGGGGCUGCUCCCCAGUUCCCCGGUGUCACCCUGCGGGCUCCCCCAGCCCGCGGCCGCUCUCUAGGGUAAGCGAGCUGCGCUCCACAGCUCUUCCCAGCCCAGCGGAUGUUUGCGCUCUCUCCCCCGGCUCUGGGCUGGCCCCGGCAGGAAUUGUUGCAGCCUCACCGCUUCUUUCGUCCUCCCAGCCAGGAAGUCACAGGACUGCCUUUCCUCCGAGGGGCCAGCCUUUAGGAAGCCUAAAACACAAAAGAGCAAGCCAGCCCCCAGCGCGGCUCCGCUGUGCCGUGCCCUGGCCUUUAUUGCAAGCCUGGUGUAUAAUGAGGAGGCGGCAGGACGGCACAGGUCAGAGAGACUUGGAGGAUUGUGCAGGAACCGCACCGCUCACUUGCUCACAAAGUGUGCGGAGGAGUGAAUGCCCCAUGUUGUGUUAGUGCCUGUCUGCCAUGCUGGCCUGUCUGCCAGGACCAGGCGACCUCUCCUUUCAGCUUCUUUCUUACAUGCAGAUGAACACUGGACUUCAGAAAUGGGACACUACACAGAAAAUGAGAUCUGCACAGUAUCCUACCCCAGCAGAAUUGGAUGCUUAUGCUAAGAAGGUCGCCAACAACCCACUGACUAUAAAAAUAUUUCCCAACAGCGUCAAGGUUCCCCAGAGGAAACACGUACGCCGUACUGUGAACGGACUCGAUACUUCAGGCCAGAGGUACAGUCCUUACCCGCCUCAGGCCACCACCAAAACCGGCCUGCUGGCGAUCGUGAAAUCUCCCGCAAAGGGCAUCCUCAAGGACUUUGACGGGACCCGCACGCGCCUGCUGCCGGACGCCAUGAUGAACCCCCCUUCCACGCCGUACGUUGCACCUAGCACUUUAAGCCACCCCCAGGCGCUCGCGCGCCAGCAGGCUCUUCAGCAUGCACAGACUCUGCCGCACCCCCAGAGCAUCCCGCAGCACCCUCAGGGCAUCCCGCAGCCGCAGGCUUUGCCACACCCUCAGAGCAUGCCGCCGGCCCAGGGCUUGCAGCACCCCCCGAGCCUGGCACACCAGGCGCUGCAGCACCCCGCGAACCCGCUGCUGCAGCCAGGUUUACAUGGAAGCAGAAAGAUGCCGGAUGCAGACGCGCCGCCGAAUGUGACCGUGUCUACCUCAACCAUCCCCCUCUCCAUGGCUGCCACUCUGCAGCAGAGCCAGCCGCCGGACCUGAGCAGCAUCGUGCACCAGAUCAACCAGUUCUGCCAGGCCAGAGCUGGCAUUAGCACUACCUCAGUCUGUGAGGGACAGAUUGCAAACCCCAGCCCCAUAAGUCGCAACCUGCUUAUCAAUGCAAGUACCAGGGUAUCAACUCACAACGUCCCCACGCCCAUGCCUUCCUGUGUAGUUAACCCUGUCGACCACGCUGCUGCUCUGCCCUCCGCCUCCGUUAAUGUGCCCAUGGUGAACGUUAACAGAGUGCCGGCCGCGUACCAGAGCGAAAUCAAAGCGGCUGCCUGGAACCAGCACCAGCUCGCCCAUCUGCAGCAAAUGUGCGGUGACGCGGCUGGGCCUGCUGGACUGGCCGGGAAGCACCCUCAGAGAGAGCUCGCAGGGCCAGGAUUCCCUGGUAAGACAUCCAGCUACCCUCAAGAACUGUGCAUGGGCCAGUCUUUCAACUUAAAGCCUCCCCUCGAGAAGCCUACACCUUCCCCGCCUGUGAACGGGUUGCAGGGCCCCUUGCCAUAUACGAAUGGGCACUAUUUCCAGCCCAUAUGGAAUAACAUUCUGCCCACACCGAACAGUGACAGCUCUGGGUCGCAAGACCUUGCCAUGCCUUUUCACGGAGGACAGCCAGCAGGCGCGCCGCUAGAUUGUGCAGCAGGAACUCACUAUCGAGCUGGAGCUGGCUCAUCCAGCCAGAGUAACGUGAUGCAGACCAUGGAUUACCUAAGCGGGGACUUCCAGCAGUCUUGCUUCAGAGAUCAGAGCAUGGCCGUGCUGGGAAAAGUCCAUCGGCCUCCCAUGAACCGAGCGCCUGAACCAACCGAUAGUCGAAAUCUUCAUAUUCAGCACCCAGGGUAUAGAUAGGCUGCAGUCACUUUCACAGACAAAAUUAUAGGUUUAGUCUUAAUUUUAAUUAAUAAGCAAGGCAUUUUUAACUUGCAAACUUGUGUGAUCAUUAUAGUAACCAUUGAAACAAAACAUACUGUAUCUUUAAAAGCUUUGCCUCCCCAUUGCCUGUCUCCUUUUGCGUCCGGUACUUCACAUGCCUUUUGUUUCAAAGAGCUGGCUCACGCUGUUGCAUGCCACGGCUGUUCCUCCGCCACAGAGUCCCCUCUGCACAGCCUUUGCCUUCUGCUUGGUAACUAUUUGCUGGCCUCGCGUUGUUGCGGCAGGGUUCACAGCUGCAUCUGUUAGCCGGCUCUUUAAAGAGCCAGGUAGCAAUAGCUGCUUACAUUUCCAUUUCAAUUUCCUCUGACGAUUAAGAGCAAGAGAAUUUGUCAGGAAGCAGGGCUUGUUUUCAGCCCUGAAGUCCAUUUCAUUAAAUGCAUUAAACAUUGACCAUUUGCACUGUCUAGAGGCCUGUUUAAUUGAAAAGGAAGCCUGCUUUUGAAAGGAUCCAGCUAGGGUUAUCUAUUUAGGCAUUAACAUAGGCUGAAGCUCUUUUUGCUGGCGCUUGCAGAGUUCUGCAUUUAUCCUUUAGACUUUGUCCAAAGUCAAAGUCCCUUACUGAUUUUUUUUUUUCUGAACGCUUUGUUGAGGACAGGGUAUGAGAGGGUUGGCCGUUUUAGGAUGUAGGCUACCCAGCUGCAUUGGUGGCUGCUGCCUCCUCCAUCUGAUUCCCUUCCCCCUCCCUCUUUGGAAAGCUAACUACGUCUGAACCCCUCGCUGCUAGGAGUCUGGAUGUCCUGAUGCAAAGUGCUGUAGUGAGGUUUUAUCCCAGGGAUCCAGACCCGCUGACCACCCCAAAAAGGGUUCAGCUUCUCCCCUAGUGCAUAGGAUUAGUUUCAGGGUGGGGAGGCAUCACAGGAGGUCCGUCUCCGGUGCAAUGGAAGGGUGCGCGGGGCGGCGGGGCACUCACAUUCCAGCGGCAGGACCCGUGCAGGGGCAGGUAUCUGCUGCGAAGUGACGCUCCAGUCUCGAGACGUGGUGGGGCAUACGUUACCGCGCCACAGGAGAGGUUUUCUCUGGGAAGUGCUACGAAGCUAUUUAGAAAGUACCUUUUCCCCAGAGUCUUGGUGCCUAACUACUCCUCUUCUCUUCUCUCCCCACGCCACUGACAGCGUAGCGGCGUUGGUGACCGGUAGAACACUAACCCUUGGGUAACCGCCGUGUCUCGGUCUCUUCCGCGCAUCGAAAACCCCUUCUGUUUUUUUACUAGUUCGGUUUGUUGUGCGUAGAAAGCGUCUCAUCUGCAACGAGACUAAUACUUGAAUGUAAUGAUCACAAUCAAGUUUGGAAUUUAAAAAAGAAAAGUAAAUGCAUCGAUUCUUUAUAUGUACACUGGCUAAAAAUAUUGCUCUACACUGUAACUUUUAAGUGUAAUAUUUCUGUAUGAAUGUCGCCUGGUAGUGUGGGUUUGAGUAGCAUUGUGUAUGAGUGAACCCACUGGCCUCUGCCAUUCACUGGCCUCCCCUCACAGCCCUUUGAAAAACAAAGCCUUAAGUAUUUGCUCCUUGAACUGUCCUUAAUGAGCAUGGUUUAAAAUCUUAAGACAUCAUACAAAAUUUAAAAAACAAAAAACAAACCUACAAGUUUUGAAGUGACGUCCUAGUUGGCUAGAGAUUCUUAAAGUUUUUCGUAAAUGGGAAAAUUAGAAAACGUUUCUUUGUAUUUUUUUAAUUUAGACGUGUAGUUCUGGGCUGUAACAAAUAUUUAGGUUUCAAAGCUUAGCAGAGUACGUUUUCUGACUCCUUGCGUAAGGCAGUACACUUAUACCCUGUCAUUAUUUAAAUUCUUUUAAGUGUACUAUAACCGUUCUUUAGUGAUAACUCUUUAGCAAAGUUAAGCAAUUUGACUAAAGACGGAUUAAAUUAUGUGUUGGCUUGUGUUGCCUUAUAUUUAAAAAGGAAAAAUUGCCUGAUUGUGUUAUGCCAAAUGAUAGCAACAUGAAGUCCUAAUUUAUUGUUUAUAAUCGUAUUCCUGAAGUCUUUGUGAAAACUGGUAAAUAUACAUCUAUGAAAGAACUAAAACCCUGAGGCUUUUCAUGCAAUAUUUUUCUGAAUACAUUAUCUUGGAAGCCAAGGUUUGAGUCUGAAGCUGCUUCCUUCUCUUCUCCCUGUUGUCUUCCCCUCCCCCAGAUCGAUCUAGGGCUGUGCUAUGACUUUACCAUGCCCUGCUAAGUUAGUUACUGUGAGGUGUCUGCGACCUGGAUACAAGCCUUUUUACUAAAUAAAAUAUUGGUAUCUCCUCUCUGCAUUAGCCU
Messenger RNA from Alligator sinensis (Chinese alligator), 4489 nucleotides. It is a transcript of the gene FAM222B, whose product is annotated as family with sequence similarity 222 member B. The coding region runs from base 538 to 2151 and encodes 537 amino acids. The record is from RefSeq and is a predicted model, not a curated record. The transcript has 3 exons. Lineage: Eukaryota; Metazoa; Chordata; Crocodylia; Alligatoridae.